CGUCUAUGUCCGUCGGCCAAAGCUCAAUCCAGUGUUUGUGAAUGAUACCCCUCUUAGGGACCUUCCGAAAACUGCAAUGUGUGAAUACUUGGCGAAGAAGAGGCGAAGGAGGCAUAUUCACAAAUCGCUUGGCAAAGGAGACAUGACGAUUCACAAAAUGCCUUGGGUUGUUUGGCAGGCGAGGGAGCCAACUAUAAAAGCCGGGUAGAUGGCAGAAUCUGCUUCUGAACUUUCCUCACUCUCAGGGCGUCACUACUAAUACGCAGAGAGGGAAAAACUAUCUAAACAACAUGAAGUUCACAGCCUUCUCACUGUUGUCCCUGGCUUGUGCCGCUGCGGCCUCCCGAGAGGGGGAAGCGGCCAUGGACCGCCUCAUGUCUGUCAAGAUCGAGCAGAGAGAGAGAUUCAGGGCUGAAGGUCUUUUCGAUCUCAACCAGUAUCCUGAUCUGGGAAGCCAGAAGUGCGUCAAUGGAAAAGCAGGAGAGUACUCGUGCGAGAAUGUCGACCUUCUUGGCUUCCUCAGUCAUCAGGCUAUGGGCAGCAAGACCCGUGAGGGCAAUGACAUCUGGGGAUGGACUUCGCCCGAUGGUCGUGAAUUUGGCAUCAUUGGUCAAACCGAUGGCACGGCUUUCGUUGAAGUGCAUGCGGAUGGAAGCCUCGACUACCUCGGACGGCUGCCAACUCAGACAGAGUCUAGCGUGUGGAGAGACAUGAAAGUUAUUGGUGACCAUGUCUACAUCGGAUCGGAGGCUCCUGGUCACGGCCUCCAGGUGUUUGAUCUGACGAAGCUCCUGCGCACGAAUCCUAGUACACCUACCACAUUCUCGAUUUCCCGCGAUCUCAAGGCCUGGUACAACGGUUUUGGGAGCUCUCACAAUAUCGUCGCUCACGAAGAGACGAACAUGAUCUACGCAGUUGGAACGACCAGGUCUCAUAGCUGCGCUGGAGGCCUGUGGAUGGUGGAUGUUUCCAAUCCCGCGAAGCCAACGUCGCCCGGCUGUGCGAACCAGGAUGGCUAUGUGCAUGACGCACAAUGUGUCAUCUACAAGGGACCCGACAAGAAGUACAACGGACGCGAGAUCUGCUUCAACUACAACGAGGAUUCGCUGACCAUCGUCGACGUCACCAACAAGAAAUCCCCGGUGCAAAUCUCCAAGACUCCCUACGCUGGCUCUAGCUACACUCAUCAGGGAUGGCUUACCGACAUGGAGAACAUGUCGUAUCUGCUGCUUGAUGACGAGCUCGACGAGCAGGACGGGACCGGGGCGGCCGCCAACGGGCAUACUACAACUUAUAUCUUCGACAUCCGCAAUCUUGCUAAACCCAAGCAUACUGGAAUUUACCAGUCUCCCGUUAAAUCGAUCGACCACAACCAAUACGUGCUCAAUGGCCUCUCUUACAUGUCUAACUACGGCAGUGGCCUGCGCAUCGUGGAUGUCAAGUCCGUCGCGCAGGAUCCCACUGGUUCGAAGUUCAAGCAGGUCGGCUUCUUUGACUGCCACCCUGCUGAUGAUGCCGAAGGUGGCAAGGUUGAGUUUGUUGGAAGCUGGAGCGUUUAUCCUUACUUCAAGAGCGGCAACAUUCUCCUGAACAGCAUUGAACGGGGUGUUUUCUCUUUGAAGUACACUGGCCCGAAGUGAUGACCUGUUGAUUGCCUUGACGAUUUGCACCUUUCGAUGAUUGGAACGUGUUAAUGAGCUGAAUAGAAUGAAUUCAAUACAUCCACUAUCCAC
Aspergillus novofumigatus IBT 16806 is the source of this 1733-nucleotide messenger RNA. RefSeq lists its product as uncharacterized. The record is from RefSeq and is a predicted model, not a curated record. The transcript has 4 exons. The coding region runs from base 291 to 1640 and encodes 449 amino acids. Gene Ontology annotation, cellular component: extracellular region. Lineage: Eukaryota; Fungi; Ascomycota; Eurotiomycetes; Eurotiales; Aspergillaceae.